This is a messenger RNA of Chiloscyllium plagiosum (whitespotted bambooshark), 4507 nucleotides long. RefSeq names its product monocyte to macrophage differentiation-associated 2a (gene mmd2a). The record is from RefSeq and is a predicted model, not a curated record. Lineage: Eukaryota; Metazoa; Chordata; Chondrichthyes; Orectolobiformes; Hemiscylliidae. Gene Ontology annotation, molecular function: pore-forming activity. Gene Ontology annotation, cellular component: membrane.
GCUUUAAAUAGCGGAUCAGAUCUGGUCCAUUCUAUUCUAACAACCCACCCCCCAAUCCCCACCUUCCGUGUGUGUUUUUUUAAUAGCUGGUAUUUAAAGUGACCCAUUUAUGGCAAAUACACAGGAAGGGAUGCUAUCCCCGCACGGUUGCGAUUCGUACAAGACUUCCGGAUCGACACUAAAUUGUAGAGAAAUGUGCUGAUUUCUGUAUAGUCCAAUUUCUCCUUUGCAACUAGCAACAAGAAGAAUCUUUUGGAGGAUGGAAUAGCGCGGCUAAAGCCCAUUGUGUCUGCACAGAUCUCCCUGCAGCAUUCUCUGGAAAACUGUUGCUUGCUUUUUAUUGUGUUUUACUUUCAGCUACAAUUGGCGGGGGUACACCGGACGGUGUUUGAGAUACCAGAGCUGGAGGGGAGGAGGAGACGGAAGGGUCUGACCGGUAUUGAGCUCCGGAAGGUGGACGCGAUGGAACUGAGAGAGCAGGUACUCCUCAUUCUGUGAGGAGAGAUGCUGCAGGCAGUACACAUGCUGCUCCAGUCGGCAUAAACCUCAAAAAUGAUGAAUUUUCGGAAGACCAAAUUUGCAAGAUUUAUGAAUAACAGAGUGCCUGCCAAUCGAAGAUAUGAACCCACAGAGUAUGAACAUGCGGCAAACUGUGCUACCCAUGCAUUCUGGAUUAUUCCCAGCAUCCUCGGCAGUUCCAUCCUGUGUGGCCUUUCGGACGACCAAUGGGAGAUGAUCUCAGCGUGGAUCUAUGGGUUUGGGCUGUGUGGCCUUUUUAUAGUCUCCACUGUUUUUCACACCAUCUCCUGGAAGAAAAGCCAUUUCCGAACAAUAGAGCAUUGCUUCCACAUGUUUGACAGGGUGGUGAUCUACUUCUUCAUUGCUGCGUCUUAUGCCCCCUGGCUGAAUCUUCGCGAGCUGGGCCCCUGGGCAUCUCACAUGCGCUGGAUCAUAUGGAUAAUGGCCUGUGUAGGGACCGUCUAUGUGUUUCUGUUUCAUGAACGGUAUAAAAUUGUGGAGCUGAUCUGCUACAUGAUCAUGGGCAUCUUUCCUGCACUCGUCAUUCUGUCAAUGCCAAACACCGCUGGACUGUUUGAAUUGCUGGUGGGUGGUUUCUUCUAUUGCCUUGGAAUGUUGUUCUUCAAGAGCGAUGGUCGGAUUCCAUUUGCACAUGCAAUCUGGCACCUCUUUGUGGCGAUCGGAGCAGGCGUCCACUACUAUGCCAUCUGGAGGUAUCUGUACCGUCCGGCCAUGUUGGAAAUGAGGACUUCCAAGUGAUCCGAUUUCAAUUUCUGAGGAAAUAGUGCACAAAGUGAUCAAAAAGGAAAAGAAUGCAGCAGACAAAAUGGCUCAAGAACAUUACAGGGAUCUCAACGUCAUGAUAUAAAGGUGUAAAAAUGAAAACCAGAUACUCCAGGAUCUGCUGUAAGUCUUUUAGCACUGAAUCACCAAUUCAAAGGCCAGUAUUAAACACAAAGAUGCACAUGUGUGCACAUACACAUGCAUUCAGACACAAACAUACACAUACGCACACAAUAACACAAACAAGUACACAUAACAGAUACAGAUAUAUACACGCAACAAAUACACGGACACAAAUGCACACACAGACAUUCCGUCACUAUAGAAUGGACUAGCAUUUAUAGCUGCACCAUAAUUUUUCAUUAACCAUGGAGUUUUAUAGUCAUAUUUCUCCCCAAAAAAACUUGAAUUCUUAUUAGCGGUGUAUAUUUGCCGGAUGCGGUUACACCUUACUAGUUAAUUUUUCUGUGAAAAGUACAAGUAAAAAUCGUGUUUUCUAGAACUUUCUUUAUUAACCUGUGAACCAGGUAACAGGCUGGAUUUUACCAGAAAUUGGCACAGUUGAUAAUCUGUUGCAUUGUCUUAACUAUUUUAUGCAGCUGUCAGAUUUGGGGACAUCUACUUAACUACUGAUUUACACAAUUAUAACACAGGGACAAAGACAGGGUACAAAUAGAUCUUAUGACACUCCAUUUCUAGGAUAAUGAUAAACCUUGUGCUCUGAAGGGUUUCGAACAUACUGACCUUAGGUGAUGCAGGCAUUCCAAGUCACUUAGAGAAGGCAGGAGCCCCUUCACCUAUUCUAUUGAGAGGUCUAAAGCCCAUUUAAUGAACACUCAACAAAAAUGGACAGUGUGGGGGCACAGGCCUGUACCACUGAGGGUUUGAUGGGAUUGCUGCAGCCUUGUUAAUAACUGCUGGGAAAAAGUGUUACUUAUUUUUGUGCAGGGUAGCAGUGCUCUUCCCAGCCUCAGAUCACUCCCUUGGGUCACUGCCCUCUCAAAAUCUCAAUGCCCCCAGCCCACUUGUCCCUUUCCUCCUCUUUAUCCCCCUUCUCUCGCUUUCACUCUCCAGGUCACCUUAAAGCCACACGUAGCCUAAAUUGGAUUUGACCACCAUUGAGCCGGUCACUCCUCCAGAGGCAGUAGAAAUGAGGCCAGAGGUCCAAUUUCAAGCCAGCUUUCACCCUGCUAGCCACAGUGAAUUUUUAGUCUAGAGUUUUAAAGGCAAAAGACCAUUUUCUAGAGCUUUUCUAUACCUUACUAAUUCAUAUCUUCUCCCCUCUUGAGGGUAUUUCUGUGGAAGCUUUCUAGUCCCUUACCUCUGUGACCAGUCUCUAUAGGUUAGCUGGCUAUUGAGGGCAUCACAGUUGAGGCUCUGUGCAGGGGUUGGUGGACAGCAAUGUGGUGGGUUUUUUUUAUUAUUCCAGGGACACUACAGCCAUUAGUCCUAUCCAUACAGCCAUGGACCUCGCCAGAUCAGGGAUUCAGCGAAGGAGCUGCCUGUGUUCAGCUCAGUGUUGAGCAGUGCCUUGACACAUCAGUCCACCAGGGGGAGCCUUGCUUUCUUUCCUAUCACAUACAGAAGGCAGGACUUUUAAAUUACAUCUUUUUAUGAGUUCUGCCUAACUUAAGAACAGUGUAUCUAAAAAUAUCUGCAGCACAGUAAAAUCGAUCCAAUUAAAUUUCCACAUGUGAAAAAUGGGUGAGUUCAUGUAUGUAGACAGCACUGCCUUUUAAACAAGCGGUAUUAGGUUCCAGAGUCUUGCUCAUUCAAAUGCAUACAGUUAAAUACAAUUAUUUCCCAAAGAUACUUAAACACCUCCUAAUUUAAAAGGGGGCUAUUAUCUGCUCUGACUGACUAUUACACUGGGUUGUAACUGAUUACAUUUUGCACUCUGUAAAAACUUUAAGAGAUUUGAGGCCUUGCUAAAACCCUUUGUGAACCAGAGAUCUUUUGGGGUAAAUCUUAAGCUCAUCACAACUAAAUAAGGAGUCACCUUUUGUCUCAAUACAGAGCUUCACUGGGACUAAGGACAGGUCAGGGAAUGGGGUGUAGAGUGUUACAGACCACUAUCUUGAACGUGCUUGCUGCUGGACAUUGACUAGUGGAGGAGAUUUCUCAAAGUUUCAUUGGUGUUACUCUGGUGUUCAAUUAAAAUAGUUUGAUGCACUUUUUAAAGGGCAGCAAUAGAGCUUAAACAGGUUAAAAGAGAAUUAUUGUAAUCAAGAACAAAUAUUUAGUACUAUCCAUAGAUCCUAUCAAUCCUCUUCCAUCACGACCACUAAUUGACACCAAUAUUACACCUCCUGACCUUGUUCCUUUCUCAGUCAGUAGCUGCUAAAACUUUGACCAUGUCUGUGUUUCCUCGAAGCUUAAUUGCUCCAAUAUUCCUUCAUUUUAUCAACUGCAACUUGUCCGAAACCCUGCUGCACAUACCCUAUCUUGGGCUAACUUCUGAUUGCCCAUCACCUUAUUCUCAUGGAUGCUGCUACUCUAUCUUUCAAAUUAAAAUCCUUGUGUUUAAAUCCCUCCAGGGCUUUGCCUGCCCCAGCAUCUCUAUGACUGCUGCUAGCCUUUUGGCCAGUCAUUGCUUAAUAUUUCCUUUGCUGGGAUUCUUUUCAUGUUAAGUUUGCUUAUGUCUCUGUGAAGUGCCUUCGGACAUUUAAAGGCGUGAUGACAGUGUGGUUUAUUGUUGAUAUUGUGAAGAGCCUGAGUUACCAGAUGAUCCCCUUCUAACAUUAGGAUGAUACUAAGAAAUCUUUUUAUCUUCUGCUUGAAAAUGCAAACAGUGGAGGGGCUGUCUGUCUGGGAGGGCAGAGGUGCUGGGAGUGUGACUGCUCCUAAGCACCCGUCAAAUAAAGCAUACACAUUAACUCAAGAUUUUUUUCUCAAACAGACAUUUUGGGCCAGAUCAGAGGACUGUUCUUGUUGGUGGUUAUCCUGUUCCGGCAUGUUAUGACAUACCUCCAGGGGCAGGUGGGAUUUGAACCUGUGCCUCCUGUGUGAGAGGUAGGGAUUAACCACUGCAGCACAAGAAUCUAAUAUGGUGACCCCAAUGUUGAUUAAGAUGAAUACAGAAUGGCAUACACCAUUUGUGAAAUAUUUGCUAUCUCUGGUCCAUUUCUAUAAAGGGUUUUCCUUGUUUUGCCUCGUUGUUCUUACAUAGCUUAGACCUGUCACUAAUCAAAAAGAUAGACAGUCA